UAGGUCGUUUGUGGAGCAGUUGCCUAUCCUUGCCUCGUUCUGAGUCAGGAGGGAGCAGUGGAGGCCAUGGCCAUGAGCACCCUCAGCCAGAAGCCGUGGUGGAUGGAGCCUGAGAAUUUUGAUGCUCCGAUGGUGGUUUACUUGGAAGAGGAGCAGGAGGAGCAGAUAUUUGGCCACAGUGACACCCACCUUCGCUGCAUCGAGGUGCACAGCCAGACCCUCAUUCAAUUGGAGUCAUGGUUCACGGCUACGGGUCAGACCCGCGUCACUGUUGUUGGACCACCUAGGGCUCGGCAAUGGCUGAUGGACAUGAUCUGGAGCCUGGGGAGCCCUGACUCGUGCAUUCGGGCCCGAGGCCGCGAGAUGCUGCGGCAAGUCCAGAGCCGACUGCUGACCGAGGACGACCUUGCCGUGCCCUGCGGAGUGCGGCCCGACACCGGCCGUGAGCCUCCGAACAUCGGGAUGAGUGUGACCACCUCCCUUGAGCUUCCUCUUGACCCCAAUCUGAAAUCUCGUGACUGUUUUCAGUUCCACUGGAGUUCCCUGUAUCCAUGA
This is a messenger RNA of Lepus europaeus (European hare), 555 nucleotides long. Its product is annotated as putative KHDC1-like protein. NCBI's taxonomy places the organism in Eukaryota, Metazoa, Chordata, Mammalia, Lagomorpha, Leporidae. The record is from RefSeq and is a predicted model, not a curated record. Gene Ontology annotation, cellular component: cytoplasm. Gene Ontology annotation, molecular function: RNA binding. The transcript has 3 exons. The coding region runs from base 67 to 555 and encodes 162 amino acids.